AUGGGAAGCGGGCCGCGAGCGCGCGCGGAGCCUUGGGAAGGGCGCGGAGGCCGUGAGUACGCCGUUGCCUUAACAACGGGCUGCAGAGUCCCUCGGCUAUGGCCUCCAAUUUUAAGAAGACAAACAUGGCAUCAAGUGCCCAGAGAAAAAGGAUGAGUCCUAAGCCAGAACUUACUGAAGAACAGAAACAGGAAAUCCGGGAAGCUUUUGAUCUCUUUGAUGCUGAUGGAACUGGGACUAUAGACGUCAAGGAACUCAAGGUGGCAAUGAGGGCCCUGGGGUUUGAACCCAAGAAAGAAGAAAUCAAGAAAAUGAUAAACGAAAUUGACAAGGAAGGGACAGGAAAAAUGAACUUUAGUGACUUUUUGACAGUGAUGACUCAGAAAAUGUCUGAGAAAGAUACCAAAGAAGAAAUCCUGAAGGCCUUCAAGCUCUUCGAUGAUGAUGAAACUGGGAAGAUUUCAUUCAAAAAUCUAAAGCGGGUGGCCAAGGAGUUGGGCGAGACCCUGACUGAUGAGGAGCUGCAGGAGAUGAUUGAUGAAGCUGAUCGAGAUGGAGAUGGAGAGGUCAAUGAGCAAGAGUUCCUGCGCAUCAUGAAGAAGACCAGCCUCUAUUGAGAUCAAUGUUCUUUUUCUACUGCAAGCACAUGUGACUAGAUUUAGUGCCUACUAUUGUGUGAAAUCUGGCUUUUGAGAACACAAAUCUUUCCUCCCCUCAAGACUUCCCGGGGAACUUUACCCAUGACCUUGAAUCUAUUUGUGAUGUU
Molecule: messenger RNA, 766 nt
Organism: Nannospalax galili (Upper Galilee mountains blind mole rat)
Lineage: Eukaryota; Metazoa; Chordata; Mammalia; Rodentia; Spalacidae
Gene: Cetn2
Product: centrin 2
Exons: 5
Coding region: 99-617 (172 amino acids)
Biological process (GO): nucleotide-excision repair; mitotic cell cycle; centriole replication
Cellular component (GO): centriole; centrosome
Molecular function (GO): calcium ion binding
Source: RefSeq, a predicted model, not a curated record